Messenger RNA from Arachis duranensis, 2184 nucleotides. RefSeq names its product protein PLASTID MOVEMENT IMPAIRED 2. The coding region runs from base 173 to 2041 and encodes 622 amino acids. The transcript has 2 exons. The record is from RefSeq and is a predicted model, not a curated record. Lineage: Eukaryota; Viridiplantae; Streptophyta; Magnoliopsida; Fabales; Fabaceae.
CAUAAAUGUGACAUAGUAGAAUGUUCAGAUAGCAGAAAUUAAAGACACCAAAAAAGAAAACUUUUGCUUUAUGUUGGGGGUUGGAAUUUCUAAUAAAUGCUACUGCAUUAUAGUGAUCUGAAUUAUAUAAACCUUUCAGUUUUGGAUUUGCAUUUUUUUUUUUCAGCUCUAGAUGGAUGGCACAAGGCUUGGUAAUAGAAGAGGAGCUGGAUCAGUUAAAGAUGCAGUUAACUUGUAUGAUGAAAGGCUUGCUGGUACUGAUAAUGCUCCUUCAUUGAAGCCACCUUCAAGAACAAGAGAGCUACACAAAGUGAAAAACGAUAUUGGCCGGUAUAAAGAGAGCAGAUGGACAGCAGAAUCUGCGAAAGCUCGGGCAGAAUCCGAGCUUUCUAAUGCGAAGAAGACAGUGAAAAGUCUGUCUUCUUUGAUCGAGGAAUCGAGUAACAAGGCGAAGAUGCAAAUGAGAGACAUAGCAACACUAGAGAGGAGGAGAAAGAACCAAGAUGGUGCAUUGGUUGUAAAAAGGAAUGAGCAUCAUGAGUAUGCUAAUGUGAUGAGAGAGUUGGAAUGUGUUAAGAGGGAUUUAUUCAAGCUUAAGCUUGAUGUGGCUUCUGUGUUGGAGCAGAAGUCCAGAGCCGAGAAAGAAUUCGAGGAAUCAAGCUCCAAGAUGAUGAAUUGUUCAAGAACUGCAGAAGGGCUUAGGAAGGAGAUUGAGGAAGCCAAUGAAGAGCAAGUUCUUGCUGAAAUUGCAAGGAUUGAAGCCUUGAAAGAGUUGGAAGAAAUUGAAGCACAAAGAAGAAAGGAAGCGAAUGAGCAUGAGGCGAAAUUGGAAAGCAUGAGGAAGAAAAUGAAGCAGGCCAUUGAAGAGAUAGAGGAAUCCAAAGAGCUUGAAAAGAAAUUAGCUGUGACUAUGUCAGAUGUUGAACUCUUGCAGAAUGAGUUGAACUCAGUUAAAGAAAAUGAGAAGAGGGCUAAAGGAGAUGAAGGUAUUAAGCAAUUUGAAGCAGGUUUCGCGAAGGAAGAGGAAUCAGAAGGCACUGCUAUGAUGUCACAAAAUAUAAAAGAAGAAUUGGAAGCAGCAAAGAAAGAACUGGCUUUGAUUAAAGAAGAAGGUUUUCAGUUUAUGGUGUCUAUGGAUGUCAUAAGAAAUGAGUUGAAUCAUGUCACAGCCGAGACGGUUCGCUUAAAGAAGGAAGAAGGAAAAGUUGAUUCAACAGUUCUUAAUCUGAAUUCCAAGUUCUUAAGAGCAAAAUCUAAACUAGAAUCUGUGUCUGCAGCUGAACAGAAGGCCAAAUCCAUACUCAUGAGUCUAACACAUACCCUUGAUAAUCUCAAGACUGAACGGGACGAUGCAAAGAAGGAAAAGGAUCUGAUAAGUCAAGAGGUUACAGCCACCAGUGCAGAGAUACAAAAGAUUGAGUCUGAGAUUGACAUCACUGAGGAAAGAUUGCGAGACGCCAUGCAAGAGCUAGAAGUAGCAAAAACUUCAGAGGCUUUAGCCUUAGAGAAGCUGAAGACACUUGCUGAGAACACAAUGAGAGAAAGAGCUUCAUCAUCACAGCAUGGUUCUGUGAUUACUAUCUCAAAAUUUGAGUAUGAGUACUUAACCAAUCACGCCUCUGCGGCCGAGGAAAUUGCUGAUAAGAAAGUAGAGGCAGCUCAGGCAUGGAUUGAAGCUUUCAAGGCCAGUGAGAGAGAAAUACUAAUGAAAACAAAAAUAGCUCAGAAAGAACUUAAGGAGACCAAAUUGAUGGAAAAGCAAGCAGAAGAGAAGUUUCUUGCAAGAAGGGUUAGUAGUGAAGAGUUUGAGAAUUGGCCAAGGAAACGUGAAAGAAGUAAUUCCAAGAACUUCCAGAGAGCCAUGUCUAGAAGGAGCUUCAAAUCCAAUGGCAGCAUAACUCCUGCCAGGAGAAUGAAGUUUCAAAAGUCCUCUUCGCCGGCUGCGACUCGGCUUGUUAGUCCUUUCCCGGUUAAGACUAGAAAGAAGGUAAUCCCAAAUUUUGCCAAGUUUUUCAGAGGCAAGAAGAACACUAGGACAUGAAAAGCAAAAUAAGAAAAAUAGGACUCUUGUAUUUUAUAACUGCUGAAAUUUUGCAGCAGAGAAGAGUUUGAGGCCAACAUUUCUAAAUUCUAAUAGUGUUAACCAUAUAAUUGAUUCCUAUCAUGGAACUAAGUUUUCCUUUC